This is a messenger RNA of Microbotryum saponariae, 1016 nucleotides long. NCBI's taxonomy places the organism in Eukaryota, Fungi, Basidiomycota, Microbotryomycetes, Microbotryales, Microbotryaceae. The record is from the annotation of a GenBank genome assembly.
AUGGCCUCGACCUCUGCCGCCUCGACCUCGGGUGACAAGAUCGCACCGCGUCAAGUGCUCUACUGCGCCGGUCAGUCUCGCCAGACUCGCGGCGUGGCUGUGACCUCACCGUGCAGCAUCUGAUCCAACCCGGUGUACGCGCCACAGUCUGCUCGUUCCCGCCAGAGUACUGCGAGUUUUCGAGUAAAUCAUCAAAGUGCGUUGCCUACCCGGUCUAUUCCUACCGAAGGCUACUCAGCCCAGUUCAGGACUGACCUUCAACCCCUAUCCAGAUGCAAGACGUGGCUCCAAGAUGCCCACCCGGACCUGUACGCCAAGUUCUACUCCGACAGUCAGUCCGAGGCCAAGGGGAAGGGGGGGAGGAAGUAGUGCCCGUCCGUCAGCCAGCUCUCAACUGAUGCGAACUCUUCCUCACCAGCCGCUCUUGAGGACAAGUUGGCGAACCUGACUGUCGAACAACGCGAAGCACUCGAUAAGGACCUGGCCAAGAAGCAGAGAAAGGAAGAGGCCAAAUUGGAGAAGGAGAAGGCUCGGGUAGCCGUUAGUCCGAAACGCUCCCCUCCCGUCCUGUCCUUCCACUGAACCCCUCUCUUCUCCUACACGCAGGCCUCCAAAGUUAUCAUCACCCGAUCCGAACGCAACAAGCGCAAAUUCGUCACCACCGUACAUGGCCUGGACCAGUUCGAUAUCGACCUAAAAAAAGCGGCCAAACUUUUUGCCAACAAGUUCGCCACCGGUAGUAGUUUAGGCAAGACACCCCAGGGCGAUGACGAGAUCGUCAUUCAGGGCGACGUUUCUGAUGAGGUGAGGACGGACACAAAGCUGUUGAGAAGGGCGAGAUCGUGCACUCAACUCGAUCUUCUUCCUCACAGGUCGAGGAAAUGAUUUUGGAUGCCGAUGACAAGAAGGCGUUCGCCGUCUUUGGCGGCAAGGUCACGGAGGACCAGAUUGAAUACGUCGAACAAAAGCCAAAGAAGAAGGCCGGACCACCGCCGAUCGCACCCCAAUUCGGGUGA